Theobroma cacao (cacao) is the source of this 2793-nucleotide messenger RNA. RefSeq lists its product as uncharacterized. The record is from RefSeq and is a predicted model, not a curated record. Lineage: Eukaryota; Viridiplantae; Streptophyta; Magnoliopsida; Malvales; Malvaceae.
CCAGUUGCCUUCAUCACAGCCUUUCUCUCUCACACACAUGGGUGUCCCACCCUGAUCUUUUUGAGUGAAACCACGAGCAGAAGCAGCAGCCUCUCUUUUUGAGAAGAAAAGGCUAGAGAACAACUCCUUUCCCUCCCUUCUCUUUACCCCUCUCUCAAACAAAAAAGAUUUAAACAAAAAAAAAAAACCCUAGUUCUGCUUAACUCUUACAAGGCUAAAAGCCAAAAGAAAGGCAAGAAAGAGAUUAAAAGAGAGUCCCCUCCCAGCAAAGUUUACUUUCAUUUUACCUCUCUUCUGCAACCAUUAGUUUGAUGAUCCCUGAGCUGUUAAUUCCUUUCUUUGCACAUACCCUUUUGCUCAAAGACAAAGUAAAAGCAAGCAAAGCACUGUCUUCUUUGCAGAUCAGAGCUUUAAAGACAACAUGGGUACUUUCUGAUAGCUCUGCUUCCGGAAGAUCUUCCUCUUUCUUCUCUCUUUUCCUUCUUUUUUUUUCCUUUCCUUUCUUCUCUUUUUUGUAUUACCUCAUGCUUCGUUUUGUAGCUUCCUUCUUAAAUGAGUCCGAGUGGUAAGUAAGCAAAAAAUCUCUUCUCUGAAACUCCUCACAUCUCUGUCUCCCUUUUACGUCUUUCCCUUUUUUUUUUUGGCUAUCUCCUGUCUGUCUGUCUUUUUUCCCCUUCUUUCUCAUGGAUUCUGGUAAUAGUGGUAGUAUGCCAUCUUCGAGUGGUGGCAGUGAAGAGUAUGAUUCACGCGCAGAGUCCAUCUCAGCUUUCUUGAACAAUAACUCAUCGAGCCAUGUUGGUCAUGGUCCCUUGGGAAACCAACCACCACCACCAGCACCACCGCAACAGCAACACCAGAGCCACUCUUCAUCAGCUAUGUUUGACCCUUUAUCGAACUACUUCGAUCAUCCUUUAUCAAGAUCACCGCAACUUACAACAAUUCCAAAUUCACUCCUCAAUCUUGAUGUGGUUUGGUCCAAAAAUCUAAGAUCUGAGCCCAAUUGCACUGAUCUUGGUGGGUUCAUAGCCUCGUCAUCACCAACCCAACAGUUGUUGACCAACCAGCAGGCACAAAGCAGAGCUACUUUUCCUUCUAUGCAGAUCCCUCAAGGACCAGAGAGCGCUACAAAAAGUUCAAUUUCAGGCACAGGUGACCAACCCAACAACAACAACAGCAACAUGGUGCGUAACCCAAAGAAGAGAUCCAGAGCUUCUAGGCGUGCACCAACAACUGUUUUGACCACAGACACCACCAAUUUCCGAGCCAUGGUUCAGGAGUUCACUGGGAUCCCUGCACCACCCUUCACGUCCUCACCUUUCCCGAGAACCAGGCUUGAUCUAUUCGGUACACCUUCCACUAUGAGAUCAACACCUUUAGACCCUUCACCUCCUCAUUAUCUUUUAAGACCAUUUGCCCAAAAAAUCCACCCUCCCCCGUUUGUUUCUUCUUCUACUGCUUCCUCCUCAUUUCCUAGCUCCUCGAUGGUCGAUGCUAUAGCUUCUACUCCUAGUACUAACAUCACUUCCGCAUCUGCUAGUAACAACAAUACUACUUCUAGUUCAACUUCCAUUAACUACCAACUGUCAUCCGAGUUAGGCCUUUUAAAGCAGCCUCAAAAUCUCCUCAACAUCAACAUGCAAAACCCAAUUCUUAACUUCCAAUCUCUCCUACAAGCCCCUCCAAAAUACCCGCUUCCCAAUUCAACCAUUCUCGGAACAAAACUGCAAGGGUCCUUAGAUAUUCCGUCAAAUGACUCUUCUCUCAAAAUGGGUGUUUUAGAAGAGUUUGGUUUGAGCCAUGGCCAUGUCAAUACCAACCUCAGCGGGCUCCAAAACAUGGUAUCAUCGGACGGGGCAUUGCCAAGAAAUGAUAGUAGUACUAAUCCUCCAAGCUGGGGAGAAGGAACAGGCUCCCAAGAACAUGAUCAAAGUCUCCUAAGGUCCAUCAAUGGCGGCUACAACAGUAACUCUCAGAGAGUCUCAAAUGGGAAAGUGAGCAACUUCUCGGCUUCUUCAUCGGACUUCCAUGGCGAUAAAGGGCCAGAAAAUGUAGCUGCAAGAAGUGAAGGUAUGGUGGAAUCAUGGAUAUGUUCCUCAGAUUAGGAGUAUCUAAAACGUUACCAAAAAUAAACCAAAAAAAGAAAAGGUUUCAAAAUGAGAAAAUCUCAACAAAGAAUAUCAAGGAAAUGAUGGUGAGUACAUCACAUGAUGCAUGAAAGAGAUGGAAUCUCUCUUGUUCUCUCGCAUAUUAACCAUGACUUUCGACAUAAUUGAAAACACUGUUUUUUUUUUCUUUCCUUUUUGUCUUUUCUUUUUUUCUCCCUCUUUUAAAGUUUAAACCUUCCCCUUUUAAUUUGAUCAUUGCUAUGUAAAUAAUAGUAGCCUCUCUCAAUAUAUAUUCUUUUUUUCCUUCUUUUAUUUGUCACAUUUUCUCAUAUUAUUAUGUUCUUCAUACAUGGACGAUCAUGGCCUUUUUUCAACGUUGUCGUCUCAACAGUACAAAAGUGAAUGGUAGUUGUUUAGUAUUCUUCUCAUUCCUUUGGAGAAAUUUCUUUUUAUUCAGUUUUCUUUUAUGGGGUUUUUGACUAUUGUAAGGUUCAGAAUGUGAAUGCAAAUAUCAGACAACGAAACCAUGAAACUUUGUGUUCUCUUCUCGGACAUUUUUUUUUAUUUCUUUUUUGGUUAUUUGCAACAAAGAGGGGAAAAAAUGCAAUAAUUUACUGUAAGAGAGCACUAUGGCCUGGAGUUUUGUCCGGUUUCUUCGUAUCAUUUAUCCAACUCUGAAUUUUUAUUU